This is a messenger RNA of Zea mays, 1279 nucleotides long. RefSeq names its product beta-carotene 3-hydroxylase, chloroplastic. Gene Ontology annotation, biological process: xanthophyll biosynthetic process; carotene metabolic process. Bases 167 to 1066 code for a protein of 299 amino acids. The transcript is spliced from 6 exons. Gene Ontology annotation, molecular function: beta-carotene 3-hydroxylase activity; iron ion binding. The record is from RefSeq and is a predicted model, not a curated record. Gene Ontology annotation, cellular component: chloroplast. Lineage: Eukaryota; Viridiplantae; Streptophyta; Magnoliopsida; Poales; Poaceae.
GCCCCUGCCGCCGCACGUUGUCCCGCGGAUCUCCACGCUCGCAAGUUGACUCCCACCACUGCCACCGUCCACCGACGACGACUCCAGCCCACUUGUUCGUCCCCUCGUCCAAGCCCCCCCUCCCGUUGCACCGAGGCCACACCACACACACGUACACCCGUUGGCCAUGGCCGUCGCGAGGCUGGUGGCCGCCCCAUUCCCUCUCGCCACGUGCCGCUUGCGGAGGCCACGCCCAGCCUUGCCCCCCGCGCAUGCGGGGCCGGGGCCGCGGCCGCAGGUCCUGGUGCUCGCGCCUCCCGCUGCCACGGCGGCCCGGCGCGCCGUGCCCGUGCGCGCGGCGCCGGAGGACGAGGCCGUGGUCGCCGGCGACGGCGGCGGAGGGGACGCGGAGGCCGUGGCGGCGCGCGCGGCGCGGAAGCAGUCGGAGCGGCGGACUUACCUGGUGGCGGCGGUCAUGUCCAGCCUCGGGAUCACGUCCAUGGCCGCCGCCGCCGUCUACUACCGCUUCGCCUGGCAAAUGGAGGGGGGCGGCGAGAUCCCGGUGACGGAGAUGGUCGGCACCUUCGCGCUCUCGGUGGGCGCCGCGGUGGGGAUGGAGUUCUGGGCGCGGUGGGCGCACCGGGCGCUGUGGCACGCGUCGCUGUGGCACAUGCACCAGUCCCACCACCGGCCCCGCGACGGGCCCUUCGAGCUCAACGACGUCUUCGCCAUCGUCAACGCCGUCCCGGCCAUGUCCCUCCUCGCCUACGGCUUCUUCAACCGGGGCCUCGUGCCGGGCCUCUGCUUCGGCGCGGGGCUGGGGAUCACGUUGUUCGGGAUGGCCUACAUGUUCGUGCACGACGGCCUCGUCCACCGCCGCUUCCCCGUCGGGCCCAUCGAGAACGUGCCCUACUUCCGCCGCGUCGCCGCCGCCCAUCAGAUACAUCACAUGGACAAGUUCCAGGGCGUGCCCUACGGCCUGUUCCUGGGGCCCAAGGAGCUGAAGGAGGUGGGAGGAACUGAGGAGCUGGAGAAGGAGAUCAAGAAGAGGAUCAGGAGGAGGGAGGCCCUAGACGCCAUCCAAUAAGACCUGAUUAGCUAUACAGUGCUUACUGCUUUGGCUAUAGAAUUCCACUGUUUUUUUUGACCUUCUCCUCACAUUAGAUCUUCUAGCGUUUCGAUGUAUAUACGAGUGGUAGCGUGUGCAUGUGUCUUCUUUCCUGUUAAUAGAGUAGAAGCGCAGAUCGAGGAAUAAUUUCGAGUUGGGCAAACAGGUAGCCGCAGCUAGCUCUUGCAUGAA